CGCGUGCAUUCGAAAAGGACGGGCUUAAUCUGGGAAUAAAACUGGAGUUACGUAUUUGUCGUUUUGACUUCACAGAGGACUGCACAUCCCUACAGCCUAUUUCCAUAACAUAGCUUUCACAGGACUGCAGUUGUCAGAAAGAUGCUGUGACGAGCAAAUAUUGAUUUGACAUUAUCAAAUAGCCACUAAAGGUUGCAUUUUCAGAUAAUUACAAGCAUGGGUCUGCAGACUGUGUUCCGUGCGGUGAUCAUGGGGGCCCCGGGCUCAGGGAAGGGGACCGUGUCGAGUCGGAUAGCGCAGAGUUUCGGACUGAAGCAUCUCUCCAGUGGAGACCUGCUGCGGGCCAAUAUCGAGGCGAAGACAGAUUUGGGUCUCCUGAUGAAGUCGUGUAUUGAUCAGGGUCAGCUGGUUCCUGAUGACGUCAUCUCUCGCCUCAUCCUGUCCAGUCUGAGGGGUAUAGAGCAGACCAGCUGGCUACUGGACGGGUUUCCUCGCACUGUGGCUCAGGCUGAGGCCCUGGACAGCGUGUACGAUGUGGACUCUGUUAUAAACCUGGACGUGCCUUUCCAGACAAUCCGAGAGCGUCUGACGUCUCGCUGGGUGCACCUUCCCAGCGGCAGAGUCUAUAAUAUAGACUUCAACCCGCCUAAGAAACCAGGUCUUGAUGAUGUCACAGGAGAACCGCUGGUCCAGAGAGACGACGACAGUCCCGAAACUGUGUCCAGGAGACUCAAGGACUAUGAGAGACAGACACAACCAGUUCUAGAGUAUUACAGGAGUAAAGGAGUGUUGGAGACCUUCUCAGGAACUGAAACCAACAAGAUCUGGCCUCAUGUUCAUGCCUUCCUGACUAGGAAAAUCCCAGGAAACCAACAGGCUAUAGGAAAAGCGUGAUUGCACAACAACCUUGAGGACUUUCACCACAUCUAAAGUACACUGUUGGACUCGAGCACAAAGCACCUCUGUGGCCUUAAGCAGUCUACUGUAUUUGCUGAAGCCUUUGGGGUCACCAUCUGGUUUUACACCUUUGUGAGAAAGUUAGUGCCAAACUAAAGAUUUAUGGUCAAACUAGUCUACUGAACUCUAGCGCUGCCAUCUUAACGAAAUAAACCCAGCUUGGAGAGUUAGAGAGGUAGGCAUGCUAAGAUUAAUAGUUGACUCCAAAGUUAAUCAUUUUCAAUUUUCCACUUACAAGAAGUGCCCAACCCAAACCAUUUUUUUUCUUUUAACUGAAGUGGCUGCAAAGUGUGGGAUGCAGCAGCUUUAAAACAUUCCUGUUUAUUAUCCAUAACAGCAUUUUAAUAAUAAUGUUAAAAUUUGUGCAUACUAGAGAAGUAUUAAUUUAAACAUGUCUCAGAUGAAAGCAGAGCAAAAUGAUGAUUCAAACCUGAUUUUUGAAUGUUCCACCAUUUUUGUGAACCACUGUGGCCUUAAUUAGCAAAAACACAGUCUAAUUAUGAGUCUAAUGAUUGUGUGGUGAUUUUUGUAUUGUAGAUAAUAUGAAUGAACAGUAUUAGAGUUAAUAUUUUUCUGCAUAUACAAAAUAUAGAUUUUUAAUUGAGAAACGUUUGCACGAUACUAUAAUUCAUAAAGGGAAAGAAAUUCUAUUGUUUGAUCAAGAUGAUGUUUUAUAAGUACUUUUGUAUUAAUAAACCACUGUUGUGUGGCUACGAAGUCCUAGGCCACGAAUGAAGUGUUAAUUAAUUUGUGUAUGCAUUUAAUUUUAUGGCACAGUUUGUGAAUCACUGAAUAAAUUGUAGUGACUGAAAACCCUGCUGUUGAAUAAUGGAUGAAUUAAGUGUAAUGCAAAGCACUGAAUUUCAGAAAGCAGGUUGUGAGUUUUCUUAAAGUUUGUUGAAACAACUGCAAUAAACACAAUGAAGCUUGA
This is a messenger RNA of Labeo rohita (rohu), 1888 nucleotides long. RefSeq names its product adenylate kinase 3 (gene ak3). Gene Ontology annotation, cellular component: mitochondrion; cytoplasm. Gene Ontology annotation, biological process: nucleobase-containing compound metabolic process. NCBI's taxonomy places the organism in Eukaryota, Metazoa, Chordata, Actinopteri, Cypriniformes, Cyprinidae. Gene Ontology annotation, molecular function: AMP kinase activity; ATP binding. The record is from RefSeq and is a predicted model, not a curated record. The transcript has 5 exons. Bases 217 to 894 code for a protein of 225 amino acids.